Molecule: messenger RNA, 423 nt
Organism: Penicillium longicatenatum
Lineage: Eukaryota; Fungi; Ascomycota; Eurotiomycetes; Eurotiales; Aspergillaceae
Exons: 3
Coding region: 1-423 (140 amino acids)
Source: RefSeq, a predicted model, not a curated record
AUGUCGAAAAGCAGAACGCCAAUGUACUUGGGUCUCGCUGCUGCCGGUGCAGGCGGGUACUACCUCUACCGGUCGGGCGGAGAUGUCAAGGGUGCGAAACAGGAGAUGAAGAUUGAUGCCGACAAGGCACGCGAGAAGCUUCCCCACGGCGAGAGUGCGCGGAAUGCGGGUGCAAACGUUGGAAAGGAAGCUGGUGCUACCGUUGAUGAAGCUAUUGACAACGCCCGCUCCAAGUUCAAGCUGGAUGAGAGAAUCCCCGAGAUGAAAGAGGGGGCACAGAACAGGUUUGAGGACGGAAUGCAAAAGCUCGAUGGGCUCCGCGAUGACGCGAAGAACCGAAUCAACUCGGAGAUCGACAGAGUUGAUCGCACUGUUGAGCAGAAGGCGUCUGAGGCUAAGGGAUGGUUUGGAAGCAAGAAAUAA